Messenger RNA from Necator americanus (New World hookworm), 1638 nucleotides. RefSeq lists its product as uncharacterized. NCBI's taxonomy places the organism in Eukaryota, Metazoa, Nematoda, Chromadorea, Rhabditida, Ancylostomatidae. The record is from RefSeq and is a predicted model, not a curated record. Bases 1 to 1638 code for a protein of 545 amino acids. The transcript is spliced from 3 exons.
AUGAGUGACGGUACACUCGUCAUUCGUGGAGUUAAGGUUCCGUCGCGAAAUGUAGGCGGUGUUGGUUUUGUUGUGCACCCAUCCGUCGUCCAUCCUGUCGAUUCUCAUGAGAUCCUGUCACCUCGUCUGGCCAUUCUUCGCCACCGCCCUCUGCGCCAAAAACCUAUCAGUAUCAUCAACUGCUACUCACCAACAUCAGCAGCUGAUGAAUCCGGAUUGGGCGCGUUUUACGAGGAGCUGCAUGAAGUGAUUCGCAACGAGAAUGGGAACUCUCUUUUCGUGAAAAAAGAUCAUCGUCGGUGGACAUGGGAAUCGCACAAUGGCGCGACUCGUGCGGAGAUCGACCACAUACUCACCAACCGGAGGUGGUGUCUACUUGACGUCUCAGUAGUACCAACCUUUUGUAGUGGUUCUGAUCACCGUCUCCUUCGUGCGAAAAUACGAGUUAGCCACACGAUGGAAAAGAACAUCUGCUAUCGGCAACGAAGGAAAAAAGAGGUCGUCUACGAGGAUUGCGUACUCGAGCACUCCUUGUCCCAAGGUGCCUGGCAUAUCAAGGAGGACCCAAACGCGGACUACGAGAUGCUGCUGAGAGGAUUACAAACCUGUGCUGAGCGUGCCUCGAAGCCGCGCACGACAAACUUGGAUCGGAUUUCGAAGACCACCAAGGAAUUGUUGGAAAGAAGCAGGACUCUUGAUCCGUAUUCAUCGCACACUGAGCGGCAAAAGAAGAUUCUGGAAGCAGCACAAAGAAGAGCGAGUCUAAACAAGUGCCGCAGGGAUCUCCGCGAAUAUAAUAUUUCGCUAGAAGCUUUGCUGAGCGAAGAUGGGACUCGCACGUCUUCUCGCCGUGAGAUGGAAAUCAUUACGAAGAGGUUCUACUCGAACCUGUUCCGCUCAUCAGCUCCUGUAUCAAUCGCGAUCGUCCCCACUGGUGAAGCUGCACAACGGAUUCUCGCUUCAGAACUGCAUGGACCACAUCCAUACCGUGUCGAGGGUCAUAGAGGUUUGUGGGAAUACCGCCUGCCCUUAGCUCUAACCUUCGUCGAAUAUGAGAAAGCCUUCGACAGCGUAGAAACGAAUGCAGUACUGUCAGCGCGGGUCUAUCAAGGUGUGGACGCGUCGUAUGUGAGGACAAUAGCAAAUUGCUACGAUCGAUACUCCACUAAGAUACAGCUUUUCCACCGCCCCCUCACCAAACCCAUUGGAAAAAGGGUACGACAAGGCGAUACUAUAUCGCUGAAGCUGUUCACGGCUGCAUUGCAAUGGAUAAUGAAAUCACUUUCCUGGAAAGAAAGAGGCAUACGUGUUGAUGGAAGAUUUCUCUCGAACCUUCGAUUUGCGGACGACAUCGCUCUCUUUUCGAGCAGUACCAAUGAAACAAAAACGAUGCUCAACGAAUUGAACGAAGCAGGGAAGAGAAUAGGACUGCAAAUAAACAGGAAGAAAGCACAGCUCAUAAAGAACGCCUAUUGCGAGGACGGAGGAGUACAACUUGAAGGCUCCCAAAUCGUGGAAACUUCACGGAUCGGACCAACUGAAGGACCAAGAUCUUCGUGCCCAUCUGUUCGACUCGAUAGUUCUUCCAGCGCUCUGUUACGCAGCGGAGACGUGGACAGACACCGCUACCACGUCUAG